This is a messenger RNA of Metarhizium robertsii ARSEF 23, 411 nucleotides long. Its product is annotated as chanoclavine-I synthase oxidoreductase protein. Bases 1 to 411 code for a protein of 136 amino acids. The record is from RefSeq and is a predicted model, not a curated record. The transcript has a single exon. NCBI's taxonomy places the organism in Eukaryota, Fungi, Ascomycota, Sordariomycetes, Hypocreales, Clavicipitaceae.
AUGACUUGGUAUAUAACAAGUCAAGUCACGGUCCGUAAAGCGAGCUCUCCCAUCGACAGCGGCAACGUUCCCUCGGCUCAACCGGCCUCGCUGCUUGUCCGCCAAUACAUGUACCGUCUGGUACGCUCUGGCUACCCCGUGCUGCGAUGCUCAUCACGACGGGCCAUCGUGUCCAAGUGCACCAGACAGACCAUUUUGCAUCGCCGCAGCGUGCUCCAUCAGCCUAACCACCAGCCGGAUUCCUCUCUUCUUCAGCACCAGGCUGUGAAGCGUGGCAUCCCGCACGCAGCCCCCGGCAUUUGGCUACUCCAUGCCGAAGCCGUGCCACCACACCAUGCGGACGGCUCCCGUCUCGAAAAUGCUGCUGCACGCCGCGUUGCUAAUAAUAGGCCGUCGCCCUACCGGGUUUGA